Cladocopium goreaui is the source of this 724-nucleotide messenger RNA. Lineage: Eukaryota; Dinophyceae; Suessiales; Symbiodiniaceae. The record is from the annotation of a GenBank genome assembly.
AGUGCUUUCACAAGUGCUCUCACGAGUUCUCUCACAAGUGCUCUAACGUGCCGCCAUGGUCAAGUCGCUCGUGGCCUUGGCAUUUGUCGCUCUCAAUUUGGCGAUCUGUGCCUUCCUCCAGGGCUGUGGUUCGGAGACCACCGCAGCGGCCCCCGUGGCAGCAGCUACUACCUGCGACAUGACCGCGGUGGCAAGCUGUGCGCAGACGGCGAGUACAAGCUCAACGGACCCCUGUCAGAUCUCCUCGGCCACAAUCGAAUGCUAUUCCAGCUGCUGCACAUAUGCUGAAGCGCAAACAGCCCUGGAUGCAGCUGUCUCUGCUGCAGCAGCAAUUCCGAAUUGCAAUCUUGUGAGCCCCUGUGCCUGAGCGACCAAGAGUGAGAUGCCAGUGAAAGGAGCAUGAUUUUUCCCGGAUGGUUUGCCUGCCUUCUUGCUUUGUAAUCAAUCGAUUUACACACCGUGGAUAAAUCAUUUCACCAUUCAUGAUCAUUCAUGUAUAUAUAUAUAGUUUAUUAUCCCUCUUGCUUUGUUGGCUUCGUUGAUUGCUCUUUGAUUUUUCUUUCACCGGGCGAGCACCGGGCCACCAAAAGUCAGAGCGCAUUAACAUGCAGGAACUGAACUGGUGGCGUAAUUAAUAGCCUAGCUCCCGACCCAGCACCUGAGCCAAAACGGAUUGGAUGUACAGCCGCCUUGAUUGGAUGUACUGCGAGCAGAAAGGUUGAAA